GCGGGUGGAGUAAACGCUCUUCCCAAACACUGGGAACAGUGGGCUUCUAAGAGUGGGUCAGGAAAGUCACGGUAGCUUCUGAAAGGCUGGGCUGUGCUGAAUAAAUCGACUCUGGUUAGGCAGCGUCCAAGUACAAGAGUCUGAUGCUGAGGCAGGACGUGCCUCAUUCAGACCGCGUGUACCUGAGAGAACCGCUGCCGCUAACGAGGCACACCUGAACUGGUGGAAAUGUAAAUUUGGCUCUCCGCUUUAUAUCGAGGAGCGCUCAGACCAGGAGGGUCCAGCCGCACCAGAAAGGCUGCGUGAAGCUUCUAGAGGAGGCUGAGCAGCAGUGGCGCACACGCACACACGCACACGCACUCUCUCCCUCUGGACUUCAGCAGCUCUCCUGUGCUUCUCCAGCACUGGGUACACUCGCUCGUCAUGAUGGAUCUAAGGCUGUGGGGAUGCGCGCUCCUUUUCCCCCUCCAGAUUUUGCUGUGUGUCCUGAAGGCAGCCGUGCGCUUUUUGCUGCCCCCGAGGCGCAAAGACCUGGGGACUGAUGUGGUGCUGAUCACCGGAGGUGGCAGAGGAAUUGGUCGUCACCUGGCCAAAGAGUUUGCCAAGCAAGGAGCGAGAAAGGUGAUCCUCUGGGGCCGCACUGAGAAGUGUCUAAGAGAGACAUGUGAGGAGAUAACCAUGACAGGGACAGAAUGCCACUACUUUGUGUGUGAUGUGGGGAACAGAGAGGAGGUGUACCAGCAGGCCAAGGUGGUGAGGGAAAAGGUUGGCGACGUUACCAUUCUGGUGAAUAAUGCAGCUGUGGUUCAUGGGAAAAGUCUGAUGAACAGUGAUGAUGAUGCACUUCUGAAAACACAGCACAUCAAUGCACUCGGCCAGUUCUGGACCACGAAAGCUUUCCUUCCUCGGAUGCUGGAGCUGUGCCAUGGCCACGUGGUGUGCAUCAACUCCAUCCUCUCGCUUUCUUCUAUCCCUGGAGCUAUUGACUACUGCACGUCCAAAGCCUCGGCCUACGCCUUUAUGGAGAGUCUUACUCUGGGCCUGCUGGACUGCCCAGGAGUGGACUGCACCACAAUAUUGCCCUUCCACACGGACACAGAAAUGUUUCAGGGCAUGCGUGUCAGGUUCCCUCAGCUCUUUCCUCCUCUGAAUCCUGAGAUGGUGGCCCAGAGAACUGUAGAUGCAGUGAGGACCAACACUGCCUUUGUUGUUCUACCAUGGACAAUGCACUUUCUCGUUGCCCUAAAGAGCCUUCUGCCACAAUGUGCUCUGGAGGAAAUUCACAAGUUUGCAGGAAGCUACACCUGCAUGAACACAUUCAAGGGACGGACAUAAAGAGCUGACCGCAGGGAAGGAUGGAAUGUGAAAAAUUUUGUUCAACAAACUUAUCAAGCAAUGCAAGCACUCGGUCCCUGGAACGACAAAACAAGCUGUAGCAAAAGAAUUCAGGAUCACAGGGAUACGGUGUAUCACAGUGGCUUGUUUAUCCAGCAUAAUUUUGUCAAUGGGUGUAGCAUGGACUGAUCAUUUGUAGUUGCUUGUGUUGGUAAUAUUGAUGUGUUAGUCUGAAUGGCCCGCAGGUUUGCUGGUUAGAGUGCUCCUCGGACUUGGUGAGAAUACUGGAGUAGACUCUUUAACCAAUAGAGAAACUGGUUGGGGGGACCUAUCUAUAAGGUUUUAAAUAAGGAUGUUAAACCGUCACACAGAUACUGUGGAUGUAGCACACAUUCUGUAGACUCUUACUAAUUUUAAAUGCUUUUUUUUGUAAUUUAAGACAAUGCAAGUUCUUUCUCCAACUCAUUUUCAGUAAAUCCAGUGUAUCCACCUCAAUAUUCAUGUCAACACUGAAUAAACAGUAUUUGAUAUUAAAAUAACGCUG
This is a messenger RNA of Pygocentrus nattereri (red-bellied piranha), 1879 nucleotides long. It is a transcript of the gene dhrs3a, whose product is annotated as dehydrogenase/reductase (SDR family) member 3a. Gene Ontology annotation, molecular function: oxidoreductase activity, acting on the CH-OH group of donors, NAD or NADP as acceptor. The record is from RefSeq and is a predicted model, not a curated record. Gene Ontology annotation, cellular component: lipid droplet. The transcript has 6 exons. NCBI's taxonomy places the organism in Eukaryota, Metazoa, Chordata, Actinopteri, Characiformes, Serrasalmidae. Bases 424 to 1335 code for a protein of 303 amino acids.